Striga asiatica is the source of this 3435-nucleotide messenger RNA. Lineage: Eukaryota; Viridiplantae; Streptophyta; Magnoliopsida; Lamiales; Orobanchaceae. The record is from the annotation of a GenBank genome assembly.
GCCGAUUGCCGAGUUCGAACUGAGUCGAGCUCGCUCGAUCUGCAUUACAGCUCAAAGUCUCAAACAACAGUCACUGGCCCACUUCAGUUCAGACGAGCUGUCAUUUUUUCAACUCCGAUCGAGUCAAUGGCCGUGAAGCUCCUAUCUUUCCGCCCGACCCACCACCCUCUGCCGCAGGUUCGACGGCCAUCGUCGGUACACUCCCACCGUAACGCCGCCCAAGCCUCAAAUACCCACACCCCACCACCCCAAAAUAUCCCUCCACUAACCCCAGCACCCAACAAGCACAAAUUCCUCAGCCCACCUCUAAAAAUCAAUUCCCACAAUUUAUCAAGAAAUUCAGCCGCCGGGUCACAUUUAAGCUUCCCAAUCAUCUCCGCGGAGGACCAGUGGGGCACCUGGGCGGCCCUUUUCGCCACCGGCGCUUUCGGCAUCUGGUCAGAAAAGACCAAAAUCGGGAGCGCAUUGAGUGGGGCACUCGUGAGCGUUUUAAUCGGUCUUGCGGCGAGCAAUUUGGGCAUCAUAGCUAGCGAGGCGUCGGCUUAUGAUGUCGUUUUGAAGUUUUUGCUGCCUUUGGCCGUGCCUUUGCUGCUUUACCGGGCUGACAUGCGCAGGGUUAUAAGGUCUACGGGCACGUUGCUCUUAGCCUUCUUGCUUGGAUCAGAUGGUUGGAAGAUAGCAGCUGCUCUUAUGGGAAGGCAUAUUGGUGGAGCUGUCAAUUAUGUCGCAAUAUCCGAAGCUUUGGAAGUUUCGCCUUCGGUUUUAGCUGCCGGGCUAGCGGCUGAUAACGUUAUUUGUGCAAUAUAUUUCACCACAUUAUUUGCAUUGGCUUCCAAAAUACCAGCCGAGACCUCAACUUCUGCAGCUGGUAAAGGACACGAUGAAGAAUCGAAAUCUGGUGAUAAGCUAUCUGUACUGCAAUCUGCAACUGCCCUUGCUGUGUCCUUCAUUAUAUGCAAAAGUGCGAUUUUCUUGACGAAAUAUUUCGGAAUUCAAGGAGGAAGCCUCCCAGCUAUAACGGCUAUAGUCGUUAUUUUGGCGACCCUUUUUCCUAAGCAGUUUGCUUACCUGGCACCUUCUGGCGAGGCUAUGGCUCUCAUACUAAUGCAGGUGUUUUUUGCCGUGGUUGGUGCAAGCGGGAACAUACGGAAUGUAAUAACCACAGCACCAAGUAUUUUCUUGUUUGCCCUCGUCCAAAUUGGUGUCCACCUGGCAAUCAUACUCGGGCUCGGAAAAAUGUUCGGUUUUGAGCUCAGGCUUUUGCUGCUGGCGUCGAAUGCGAAUGUGGGCGGGCCCACGACAGCCUGUGGCAUGGCGACUUCCAAAGGAUGGACUUCUUUGAUCGUUCCAGGUAUUUUGGCCGGCAUUUUCGGAAUUGCAAUCGCUACUUUUCUCGGCAUUUUUUUCGGGGAAGCGCUCGAAACCUCAGCCCAAACGCCCCUGAAUUAUCACACAGACGGCCAAAGCUUCGCCGUUAAAAUGGCGACCUCAGUUUUGCCGCUAAACCUCACCGCUUUGUCACCAUCAUCUUCUCCUUCCCCUCCAUCAAAGCCGAUAAAUUUCUCUCCUACCAGCAAUAUUGGCGCCAAAUCUCCGUACGGACAGCCGCCAAACAUGCUCUCUCCUCUAUCUAACAGGUUCUUUCACCGGAAUAAAAUUGCCGGCGGUUCUCAGACUGUCGGUUCUAUUUUGGACAGCUCAACGCCAGUUAUCUCUCCCGACGACCAGUGGGGCAUUUGGGCCGCCCUUUUUUCCACCGGCGCUUUCGGUCUCUGGUCAGAAAAGACGAAAAUCGGUCGUAUGGUUAGUGCUGCACUAGUGAGUUUACUACUCGGGCUUGCGGCAAGUAAUCUUGGGAUUAUUCCGCACGAUGCUCCAGCUUAUUCGGUGGUGUUUCGGUAUUUACUGCCAUUAACAAUACCAUUGCUACUAUUUAGAGCCGAUUUGAAGCAAGUGAUACGUUCAACCGGAACUCUGUUCUUAGCUUUCUUGCUAGGAUCAGUAGCAACUAUUGUGGGGACCACGGUAGCUUUCUUGUUGCUGCCGAUGAGGUCCCUCGGUCAAGACAGCUGGAAAAUAGCUUCUGCUCUCAUGGGCACAAUAAACUACGUGGCGAUUUCCGAGGCGCUCGGCAUAACUCCAUCGGUUAUUGCUGCAGGCAUUGCUGCCGAUAACGUAAUAUGCGCACUGUAUUUCCUUUUGCUGUUUGCAUUGGCCUCUAAAAUACCUCCCGAGGCUGCAAAAUCGAUUAAUAAUGAUUCUUCGAGUCCCGAGUUGAACAAGAACAAAUCAUCUGUUCUCCAGAUGGCUACAGCACUUUCUGUUUCGUUUGCCAUCUGUAAAGCCGGCACUUUUUGCGCUAAAAUGCUCGGAAUUGAAGGUGGAGAACUUCCCGCGGUUACAGCAAUCGUUGUCCCACUUCGCUUCCAACUUGCUUUCGCCACCUGGCACCGGCCGGUGUUUUUCGCGGUUCUUGGCGCGAACGGUAGUUUAUGGAACGUGAUCAACACGGCCCCGAGCAUAUUCCUUUUCGCGCUCGUUCAAGUUUCCGUACACCUCAUUGUGGUUUUGGGGCUCGGGAAAUUAGCGAGGAUCGACCGGAAGAUUUUACUGCUGGCGUCAAAUGCCAACAUAGGCGGGCCCACGACAGCUGGCGGGAUGGCCACGGCUAAAGGGUGGGCCAGCCUUGUUGUGCCUGCCAUUCUUGUUGGGAUUUUUGGCAUAGCCAUUGCAACAUUUUUGGGGAUUGGGUUUGGGAUGUUAUUACAUUUAUUCACUCAAGAGCAAGAAAAGCCUCACGAGUACGCAAAAAGCCAAAUCGUGACAAAAACGUUCAAACCAAAACCACUUGAUAUGCCUUUAACUUCUGCUCUUGGAAAAAACAGCUGGCUUUGGCUAGGCGAGAUAAUCUCAUCCUCUGUGUUUGUGGCUACUAAUGCUAUUUUCUUGUGGCAAAAGAGAAAAAUCGACAUUGAAGGGAAGAAUCAAAUCCAGAAUGUGGAUAUGCCGACACCUGUAAUGUCGCCUUCUUCUUGGCUAUGCAGUUCGGAUAGAGAAAUCGAGAGCCUUCCUCAUCAGUCGCUUGUUCAGUCGACAAACGUUUCGCGUCCCGAUUUGAAGAGUAUACUUCUGGAUUGCAAAGGAUCGGACGUUGGCGUUUUAGUUUGCGGGCCCAAAAGCAUGCGACAUGAAGCUGCAAAAAUAUGCGCAUCUCGACACAGCUGGUGGCAGAUGAUAAACGUUGAACGAGUGGUGUUUCUUUGUUCUUCCAUUCCCUUCCCUUUACUCUGGUUUUCAUACCGCUCAACCAUCACUGUACAUUGAUUGUGUGUGUUUGUGCUUGUUUUGGCUUUCGAAAAACUCUCAUGAUUUACAUUGUUUGAGCUACAUGUGAAAAUUGGUUCACUGUUAAAAUAUUAUGGCCAAGUUCUUUAA